UGCCGUGCGCGCCUGCGCUGGCUGUCGCUUCGGAGCAGCCAUGAUGGAAGGCCUGGACGACGGCCCCGACUUCCUCUCCGACGAGGACCGCGGACUUAAAGCAAUAAAUGUAGAUCUUCAAAGUGAUGCUGCACUGCAGGUGGACAUUUCUGAUGCUCUCAGUGAGAGAGAUAAAGUAAAAUUCACUGUUCACACAAAGAGUUCAUUACCAAAUUUUAAACAAAAUGAGUUUUCUGUUGUUCGACAACAUGAGGAAUUUAUCUGGCUUCAUGAUUCCUUCGUUGAAAAUGAAGACUAUGCAGGUUACAUUAUCCCUCCAGCCCCACCAAGACCUGAUUUUGACGCUUCAAGGGAAAAACUGCAGAAGCUUGGAGAAGGAGAAGGGUCCAUGACAAAAGAAGAAUUCACAAAGAUGAAACAGGAGCUGGAAGCUGAAUAUUUGGCAAUAUUCAAGAAGACCGUUGCAAUGCAUGAGGUGUUCCUGUGUCGUGUGGCGGCACAUCCCAUUUUGAGAAAAGAUUUAAAUUUCCAUGUCUUCUUGGAAUAUAAUCAAGAUUUGAGUGUAAGAGGAAAAAAUAAAAAAGAGAAACUUGAAGAUUUCUUUAAAAACAUGGUUAAAUCGGCAGAUGGAGUAAUUGUUUCUGGAGUAAAGGAUGUAGAUGAUUUCUUUGAGCAUGAACGAACAUUCCUUUUAGAAUAUCAUAAUCGAGUUAAGGAUGCAUCUGCUAAAUCUGAUAGGAUGACAAGAUCCCACAAAAGUGCUGCAGAUGAUUACAAUAGAAUUGGUUCUUCAUUAUAUGCUUUAGGAACUCAGGAUUCUACAGAUAUAUGCAAGUUUUUUCUUAAAGUUUCAGAACUGUUUGACAAAACAAGAAAAAUAGAAGCACGAGUGUCAGCUGAUGAGGACCUCAAACUUUCUGACCUUUUAAAAUAUUACUUAAGAGAAUCUCAAGCUGCUAAGGAUCUCCUCUAUCGAAGAUCUAGGUCACUAGUGGAUUAUGAAAAUGCUAAUAAAGCACUGGAUAAAGCAAGAGCGAAAAAUAAAGAUGUUCUGCAGGCUGAAACAUCCCAACAAUUAUGUUGUCAGAAAUUUGAAAAAAUAUCUGAAUCUGCAAAACAAGAACUUAUAGAUUUUAAGACAAGAAGAGUUGCUGCAUUCAGGAAAAAUUUAGUGGAACUGGCAGAGUUAGAACUGAAGCAUGCAAAGGGUAACCUACAGUUGCUGCAGAACUGCCUGGCAGUGUUAAAUGGAGACACAUAAGCCAUACUCCACCUUCCAGUUAAAAAGGGCUGCCUUCCUUCAGAUUCUAUUUUUUUUCUUAAUGAUGUUAGGCAUUUUACUGCUCACUGGAAACAAAAGAAACAGCUGACAAAGUGCAUCUCCUCCCUUUUUCUGAGAAACAAUGGAGCAGUGCCUCCCACGAGUGCUGCCAAUUGCAGGUGGUGGGACCUGUGCCUGUACCCUGGACAGAUGCCUGUCAUCAUGCCCUACUCCUCUUCAGAAGCCCAAAGUUCAGUCUUUUUCAAGUAGCCUCUAUAACUGUGUUUAUUUUAUGAGUAGUAUUCCUUAUGGCUGCCAGUCUUAUUUACCUUUAAGUAAUUUCUGACGUUUAACCGUUUCAAAAUACAUUGUUCAAACCAGUUAAGGAUUGCCAUUACCUUUUUUUAAAUUUUGUUUUAAAAAAACAUUGUACACCAACCACCUUAGUCCACUCUUGUAUCCAGGUAAAGCAUCUUAAUCAGACUUAUUUUUAAUUAAUGAACAUUUCUUAGAAGUUUUGGGACAGACUUUAUGUAAUCUUUUUAAGUAUGAUUUCUGAAGAAAAGCAGAUGCAUUAGUACGUUUGCCUUAAACUUGUAGACUAAACCAACUAUUGUCAAAUAAACAGUGAUAACAGUGAUAGUUUUUAACUCUGUGGUCAUUGUAUCACUCUAAAUUUGGAGUAGCUGUAAUAAAUCUACUCCUGUAUUUUGCUUUACAGUGCAGGUCUUAGUUUUUUGUUUUUUGGUUUUUUUUUUAAUGGCACCAUUGAGGAAUUCCCUUGUGGCACAGAGGAUUAAGGAUCCUGAGUUUUCCCUGCAGUGCCUUGGGUCUCUGCUGUGGUACAGGUUCAUCCCUGGCCUGGGAACUGCCUCAUGCCACAGGUGUGGCCAAAAAUAAAAAUAAAAUGGCAUAUUGAACCAAGUUCACCAAUCACUUUACGAAAAAAUGAACUGCUUCUCUGUGUCCUUUCAGCACUUCCUGUAAGAUAGAAUUGGGCAGAGGCAGGUCAAAGACAGCUAUUUCUAAAAUACAGGAGCAGAGAGUAUGGUCUGUUGUGAUUUCCAGGCUUCUACCCUGCCCCAGUUGAAGCAGUUAACCAUGCAGCAUAAGGCCAGUGUAUAUAGAUUGGUACAUAGAGAGAAAGAGGGCUGCUGUAGGGAAUAGCACUUGUCAGUGGAGAAAAGGUUGGAAUAUUUGGAGUGAAAAUUACAAUGCAAAAAGAUACUAAGGAGUUCCUGCUAUGGUGCAUUGGGUUAAGGAUCUAGUGUUGCUGCAACUGUGGUAUAAGUCAUAGCUGUGGCUCCUAUUCAGUCCCUGGCCUGGGAACUUUCAUAUGCCCCUGGUCCUUUAAAAAAAAAAAAAAAAGAUACUAAUUAUCAGUAGCAACAUAACAUAUUAUUGGACUUUCUAAUGUGAAUGAACAUUAAACUUGUCUCCUACAUGUAAACCAUAGGCAUUUGGGUUGGUCACCCCUCCAGUAGAUUCCUAGUUUUUCCCAAACCAUUCUGAAGAAGGCCUUCCUGGAUCUCAGGGCUAGUCGCUGUGAUUCUAGCCUUCAACCACUGCUUGUCUCUUGCCUCGCUGGUGUGCUGGUCAGUGUUUCUCUCUUUUAUUGACGUUCCUCAGUGCAUUUGAAUUGUGGAUGUAUGUGUCAGCUGAGAGCUUGUUUUGUCACCUGUGUCACCUUCAGUGGUGAGAUAUGCCCCUGCAAUGCCCACCAGUAGGUGAGCAUGAGUUGGAUUGCUCUAGCUUCUGGAUUCAGGGCAAGUACCUUUACCCACUGCCCUUAUGGCCUUGGACAAGUUUGCCCAACAUCUCUGCCUGUUUCUCUACAAUAAAGGAUGCAAUUGACCUACCUCACAGGGCUGUUGUGAGGAUUAAUAAAUGUUGGUACAGCGCUUUGGAAAUGUG
This is a messenger RNA of Sus scrofa (pig), 3175 nucleotides long. RefSeq names its product sorting nexin 6 (gene SNX6). The record is from RefSeq and is marked validated. Gene Ontology annotation, molecular function: phosphatidylinositol binding; dynactin binding. Gene Ontology annotation, cellular component: endosome. NCBI's taxonomy places the organism in Eukaryota, Metazoa, Chordata, Mammalia, Artiodactyla, Suidae. Gene Ontology annotation, biological process: retrograde transport, endosome to Golgi; intracellular protein transport.